CAAAAAAUCGCGCUACAUCAAAACUUUGUUGCACGCGUGCGCGGCAUGUUGGCAUACUUAUAGCUGCAACUGUUUUUCUUUGUUAAACAGUGGCUCUAAAUAACGUUCGUCUCUAUAUCUAUUCGUAUGUGUAAAUAUCUAUGAGUGUGUGUGCGUUUGUAUGUGUGUGUGUGUAACGCGCGUGUUCGUGUGUGCAUAAAAGCACUUACAUUGUGAUAUGGAGCAGCAGCAGCACGCGACUUUGCAACAUUUCUUAGCUUAGCUACAUGUUGCUACAACAUACGAUCAAAAGUUUGUUGCCCGCUCGCUCGCACAGUCUCCGGCAAAACGAGGGAGAUUGACAAAACACUUUGUGCCGAGCGUCGUACAUUGAACUACUGUUAUUGUGUUGUGCCGGUGUUGUAGGUAUUGGUGUUGGUAUUGGUGUUGUGUAAUCCGAGCAAGAUGACCACCAUGCCCGUGGUCUGGUGCACCGAUCCCAAUUCGGUGAACAACAAGCCAACGGCCUUUGCUCUGCAUGGCAUACAGCUGCAGGGCAAUGUGACCGAGAAGCAGGUGAAUGCAUUGCGCGAGCUGGUGAAUGCUGCGGCCGAGGGACGCCUCAUACUGCCCUCGGACGGUACGUUUAUGCUGUUGGACAGCGGCCUAAGCAUCGAGAGCUCCAUAUUGGCCGGAAGCAAGCAGACGGCGAAUGAGAGCAGCCAGGUGGAUGCGCCCAAGAAUGCCAAGAAUACGUAUAUAUUGAUGCCGGUGAGCAAUAAGAGUGCAACAGCAGAAGGAGUUGCCACUGCAGCAGCAGCAGCAGGAGGAGGAGGAGGAGGAGGCGGCGGAGGUGGAACAGCAACAACAGUUGCUGGCAAUGCACAAUGCACGCCGGCAGCAAUUGCAGCGGCAGCAGCCCAAUUGGAAUUCCUGCUGGAGCCAAAAUAUUCGACAUUAUCGUCGCCGCCACCCAGCACGACGCCCAGUUCACAGACGGCGGACAAUGAGACAUCCGAUGAGAUAUUGUACGAGUUUCUCUGCUGUGCCAAGUGCAUGAACGAGCAGCGUACGAUCGGGCAUAACGGCACUUGUGGCAAUCGGCGUUUGCAGCGAUUCCUUAGGCAUUGCAACAACAGCAGCAUCAGCAACAGCAACAGCGGCAGCAGCAUCAGCAAUGAGCAACAGCAGUUCAAUGAACCUCUGAUUGAUCUAGAUCCUGUGUGCAGCAUUGCCAGCAAAUAUGCAAGACGGCAACAGCAGCUGCGUCACAAACAGCUGUCGACCAUCUCGAUGGGCAUUGCACGUAAUCAUCGGUCCAAUGGUCGUCAUCAUGGCAAAUUACCCAUGCACAGUGUGAAAAUCUUUCAUAAUCGCAGCAGUUACACUACGCUCAGCGGCGCGUGCACCAUGAGCGUGGGCGUGGCGGCAACGACGACGUCGGCGGCUACAACGACGACGGCAAUUCCCAGUGACAGUCGGCUAACGACAGCAACAGCAACAGCCACAGCCACAGCCACAGCAAUAGCAAUGCCAGCCAGAGUUGAAUCGGGCAGUUUAACGGUGACAGCGGCGCUGUCAACAACACAACUGCCCAGCGUAACGCCGCUCUAUGCGAUUGUGAGCAAAAAGCGUGACGCGAACUAUGAAAAGAACAACAGCAACAACAGCAGCAACAACAGCAACAACACUAAUAAUUUCAACAACAUUAUGUUAGCUGCCGUGCCAGAGGAGCCCAGCGUUAGCGCUACGGUUAAAGAUCUAAUCAGUUUUGAGGAUGACGAUGUUGUUGUUGAACAACAAACAAAUGACAGUUUAGCCAAUAGAGCAACAACAACAACACCACCAACAACAACAGCAGCAACAACUACUAAUGCUAACAGCAACUGUGAUAAUCAAGUGGAUUUACUGUGCGGACCCAACGAUGUUGCCGAGGAUGGCAAUCUGUUGUCGCUUUCGCUGCUCGUUACGCCGCCACCAACACCGCCCAAGCCAAGUUCGCCCGGCUCAAAUAAUUCGAGUCGCAAGACCAGCUUUGAUUCUACCUGCACGAUUAGCUCACUGGACUCGGGCUUUAUGGAAAUGCAAAACAAAUUGGAUGCACUGGCAGCAGCAGCAGCAGCAACAGCAACGCCAGCAACAGCAUCGGGCGAGAAGAUAGCCAGACGCAACUAUAAGGAAUGCCUGACGCAGUCGCGCAAUCGUCGCAAAUCCUAUGAAGAGUUUAAGGCCAUGUUUGCUGAGGCGGCACAGCCGGAAGCGUUGGCGCGACUCACGCGACGACGCAGCGGCGCAAUGCAGGAGCAACUGCAGCAGCAGCAGCAGCAACAAGUGGGUGCUGAGGCGGCUGAGCUGCUCGUGGCGACAGAUGACGCAACGUCAGCAGCAGCAGGAACAACAACAACAGCGGCAACAACAACAACAACUACUACCACUACAAACAGCAGCAACACUGUGAUGACAAUGCUCGCCUCAAUAUCAGAACAAGAAACCACAAGCAGCAGCAACAACAGCAAAAACAACAACAACAGCAAACCGGAUUCUGAAAACGAGUUUGCGGAUGAAAUGGAUACCGGCGACGAUCUAACAACAACAACAACUACAACAGUUGCUACCGCUGCCGCCACCACAGAAGCAAUGCGCAAGAAUUCAGAUUUUCUAUCGCAAAUACUUGAUCAGCAAUUGGCGGCCAAGGAGGAGCAGCGUGCCAAAGCGCACAAGCGACGCACAUCGUACGAGGAGUUCAAGCGGCUUGUGCGYGAAAUCGAUGCCAGCAGCAGCAGCGACAUGGAGCAGCAAACGCUGGAAUGUCAGCAGCAGCUGGACACACCCACAACAACAGCAAAGGCAACAACAAUAACAACAGCAGCAGCAACAUCGUCGUUUAAGCGACAGAAUUCGCGUCAGCGUAAAAGUUUUGCCUCCUACUUUUUGCCGCGACGCCACUCGGCAACCAAAGAGCCAAAGACUGAGCAAAUUGAGCUGGUGGAGCCAGAGCAGCAGCAACAGCUGCCACAGCAGCAGCAGCAACAGUUGCAGGCAUAUGCCAAAAUGGCCAGCAGGAAUAAUAGCUGCAGCUCCAGCGUCAGCUCCACUGCCACCUAUAAGCGUAAUUUUAAAAUCUAUGAUAAGCUAGUGUACGGCACCAUCUACGAUAUAAUACAGCGUAAGAACGAUAUCUAUCAGUUGACCUAUCAGAAGUACGAUAAGUAUAUGACCUACGGCACCAUCUAUGAGAUAUUGCACCGCAAGGCGACGCCGAUGCAGGGCAGCAGCUCGCUGACAACGGGCAGCGGCGACAAGUGGCAGCGCAAAAGUUUGAGCGCAAUACUAGAAGGCAACGCGACGGCGGCAACAGCAACAACAACAAGCCCAACAGCAGCAGCAGCUGCCGCGGCUGCCGCGGCUGCAACAACUGCGACAGCAAUGGAAAUGCAUAAAUCAAAUGAUGUGAUUUAUGAUAUAAUACAAAAGCAGCAGCAAAAGCGCGAAAAGGAACGCCAGCAGCAGCAGCAGCAGCAGCAACAAUUGUUGCAACAGGAUGCAGCAGCAGCAACAGCAGCAGCCACUGAAACAACAACGGACAACAGCACAAAUUUGGGCACGCAUGUCACGCACAAAUAUGGCACAAUUUAUGACAUCCUACAAGGAGAGAAAUUGGAAACCAGCGAGGAGGCAAGCAACAGCCACAGCAGCAGCAACAGCGGCAACACAAAACCAGUUGUUGCUGCCACAUCGCGUUUUGUGGUCAGCCAUGUGGAUGAACAACAGCAGCGGCAGCAGCAGCAGCAGCAGCAGCAAGACAACAACAACAGCAACAGCAGAAAUGUGAUUGCCGACACGAAAUGCAGUAAAAUGCGACGCUUGUCCAAUAUUCUAAGCUACAACAAAUCAGGCAACAACAAUGCUGCGCCACAGGAGGCCGACAGCAACAGUGAACAGCAGCAGCAGCAGCAGCAACAACAACAGCAACUGUUGGUGCCGGCUAAACGCAGUCAGGCCAAACGUCGCGUUGGUGUUAGCAAUUUGUUGCUGCCGCUCGACUCGGAGGAGCUCUAUACGCGCAUCAUAGCACAGCAGCGACGCAAUGCUGGCAACAAUUGCAACGACAACUGCAACAACAACAACAACAGCUCUGGCAGCGAUGCCGAUUGUCACAUGUCGCUUAUCAAAUCGAAUUCUCUGGAUGCCAUUUCUAUGUCUGUGGCCAUAUCGCCGCCGGCCACGCCCUCGCCACCGCGCCCACGCCGCAGUCUCAAGCAGCACAAAUGCCUGCAGCAGCAGCAACAGCAACAGCAACAGCAACUGUUGCUGCUGCCGCCGCUUAUGAAGAAGCAUUCGCUAGAUAAUUGCCCAACAGCGCCAAAGAUGUUGCAGCCGCAGACGCGUCGCUGGUCGAAUCAAACGCUGCUCAAAUGCACCUGCCACACGCUCGAAGAGCCACGGCAUUGCCAUAGUAAUAACAAUAGCCAUUGCACUUGCCCAACGCCCCCGCCGCCGCCGCCUCUGCCACUGCCUGUGCCUCUGUCGCCGAGCGCCUUCAAUGCAUUGUCUGCCAUUGAGAAGUGCCGCUCGCUGCCCGCUGCCUGUUCGCAUACGUGUGUUAAUUUAAUGGCCGCCGCUGCCGGCUGCGCCGAUGCGGCGGCCAAGUCUAACAGCAAAUCAACGGCAGCAGCAGCAGCAGCGGCAGCGGCAACAACACAAACUACGACAACAACAACAGCUACAACACAACUAACAGCGUUGACAAUCAAGAAAGGCAAAUCGCGUCGACUUUCGGAAUUUACGCGUGGUGAAUUUUUAAAUGAAAAAUCUUGGUACUUCCGCAAAAUCAAACGCAUUGAGGCUGAGAAAAAAUUGCUACUGCCAGAGAACGAGCACGGCGCGUUUUUAAUACGCGAUUCCGAAAGCCGUCACAAUGACUAUUCGCUAUCAGUGCGCGAUGGCGAUACGGUUAAGCAUUACCGCAUCAGACAAUUGGAUGAGGGCGGCUUCUUCAUUGCCAGACGCACAACAUUCAGAACCCUACAAGAGCUUGUCGAGCACUAUUCCAAGGAUUCGGAUGGCCUGUGCGUCAACCUCUGCAAGCCCUGUGUACAGAUUGAGAAACCUGUCACCGAGGGUCUAUCGCAUCGAACUCGCGAUCAGUGGGAAAUCGAUAGAACUUCGUUGAAAUUCGUACGCAAAUUGGGCUCCGGCCAGUUUGGCGAUGUCUGGGAGGGUCUGUGGAACAAUACCACGCCCGUGGCCAUCAAAACUCUUAAGUCGGGCACUAUGGAUCCCAAGGACUUUUUGGCUGAGGCACAAAUAAUGAAGAAGCUGCGCCACACCAAGCUCAUUCAGCUAUAUGCAGUCUGCACCGUCGAGGAGCCCAUCUACAUUAUAACCGAGCUGAUGAAGCACGGCUCCCUGUUGGAGUAUCUGCAAGCAAUUGCAGGCAAAUGUCGUAGUAUCAAAAUGCAAACGCUCAUCGAUAUGGCUGCCCAAAUAGCCGCUGGCAUGGCAUAUUUGGAAUCACAAAACUAUAUACACAGAGAUUUGGCAGCGCGUAAUGUGCUCGUCGGCGAUGGCAACAUCGUAAAGAUAGCCGAUUUUGGUCUGGCACGACUCAUCAAGGAGGAUGAAUACGAGGCGCGCGUCGGUGCUCGCUUCCCCAUCAAAUGGACAGCACCAGAGGCGGCCAAUUACAGUAAAUUCUCCAUUAAGUCGGAUGUGUGGAGCUUUGGCAUUUUACUCACCGAGCUGGUUACCUACGGACGUAUACCCUAUCCAGGUAUGACCAACGCUGAAGUAUUAACCCAGGUUGAGCAUGGCUAUCGCAUGCCCAUGCCACCGAAUUGUGAGCAGCGUCUGUAUGAGAUAAUGUUGGAGUGCUGGCACAAGGACCCGAUGCGUAGACCCACAUUCGAAACGCUGCAGUGGAAGCUCGAGGAUUUCUAUACAUCCGAUCAGAGUGAUUAUAAGGAGGCGCAGGCUUACUGAUAAAUGCUUUAUGCGCCCGCUGGCAAACGCGGCAGCUGCAACAGGGUAGCGCCCGGACCAGCAGCAGUCAGCCAAGCGGACCAGAGCAACAGUAGCAGCAGCAACAUCAACAGCAACAAUAAGACCGAAGCAUAAAGCUAACCAACACGGACAAUUCUUAUUUAGUUACUUAUUUCAACUUUUGCACAGAUUUUCUAGAGCAUUAAAAAAGAAAUGAAAAGAAAAU
Drosophila arizonae is the source of this 6187-nucleotide messenger RNA. It is a transcript of the gene Src42A, whose product is annotated as Tyrosine-protein kinase Src42A. The record is from RefSeq and is a predicted model, not a curated record. NCBI's taxonomy places the organism in Eukaryota, Metazoa, Arthropoda, Insecta, Diptera, Drosophilidae. Gene Ontology annotation, molecular function: protein binding; protein tyrosine kinase activity; ATP binding. Gene Ontology annotation, biological process: protein phosphorylation.